Morone saxatilis (striped sea-bass) is the source of this 1297-nucleotide messenger RNA. It is a transcript of the gene picalma, whose product is annotated as phosphatidylinositol binding clathrin assembly protein a. The coding region runs from base 1 to 969 and encodes 322 amino acids. The record is from RefSeq and is a predicted model, not a curated record. Lineage: Eukaryota; Metazoa; Chordata; Actinopteri; Moronidae. The transcript has 10 exons.
AUGAAGGAGCAGCGUCUGAAAGAGCUUCAGAAGAAUCCUGCUGCAGCGACCACAGACUCCUCCCCUGUCUUCACGGUGGACGGGACCAUCAACUCAGCCCCCGCCAUUGACCUCUUCUCUACCCCCAGCUCUACCAACAGCAACUCCAAGGCAGCCAACGACCUGCUGGACCUGCAACCGGCCUUCCAGCAGCCGCUGCCCCUCUCCACCACUAACACAUGGGGAGAUCCUUUCACCUCUGCUGCAGAAGCUGUGGAGGAAUCCAUUCCAAACUCAAACCCUUUCCUCACACUACCUGUUGUCGACACCUCCGCCGCGUCCUCAGACGCUGGCAGCCUGUCCUCUAGGACACCAAGCCAUGAAGUGUUCGAUCAUUACAAUCCCUUUUUUGACUCAAGCUCUUCCCUGGCAUCUGAUCUUGAUGCUGCUGCACAUACAGAGACAUUUAUCACAGACUCUUUCUGUGGGCCAAGCCCUUACAACACCACUCCUCUCUUCCAAUCUGAGCCCCCUGCCGUAGCUGGUCUAUUCAGAGUGUUUACAGCCUCCCCAACGCCCCAGCAGCCACAGAACUCUCAAGGCCUUAACGUUGACUUUGACUCAGUAUUUGGCAACAACACCAAUGCCAACAACCUGGACUCUACAGGUGGCAUCCUCAAACCGACAGUGGCAUCCUCACCCAAUCAGGACAUGACCCCAAAUGGCCAACAGCCCCACAAACUGGUGUCCAACGACCUGGACUCGUCUCUGGCCAAUCUUGUUGGCAAUCUGGGAAUCGGCAACGGUGCGCCAAAGAAUGAUCUUCACUGGAGUCAGCCUGGUGAGAAGAAGCUAACAGGUGGAACCAACUGGCAACCCAAGACUGCUCCUUCCACCACCUGGAACCCUGCAACCAUGGUAGGACUAUCACUUGUCUACGUUUGUCUGGUAUUAUUCCCCAACCAGCAAACACAGAUCAGUUGGGCUUGAAUUAAGUUUUAGCCGCCUUUUAAUAGUAAUUGUUGUCUUCCAUAGUCUUUAUAAGAAUAUGGUCGUUUAAGUUGGGGCUGAGGAAGUCAAAUGACUCAAACUAUCCUCUUUUAAAUCCCAUAUCCCAUAUAUAUAUAAUCCUAGACCUAAACAGUAUUUUUCUACAGAAAAUUAACGGUAACCCGUAACCUAGAGAUUCCCAUACUUUGAACUUUUAUGAUCCUUUAAUCUUAAUCUUAAAACCGGAAUGUUGUGUGUGUGUACAACAUUUUCAUGCACUGUUUGGCAGACGAAUGUAGUUCAGUUGUAGGACAGACAACAGUGUAAU